Molecule: messenger RNA, 1375 nt
Organism: Peromyscus eremicus (cactus mouse)
Lineage: Eukaryota; Metazoa; Chordata; Mammalia; Rodentia; Cricetidae
Gene: Capza3
Product: capping actin protein of muscle Z-line subunit alpha 3
Exons: 1
Coding region: 450-1349 (299 amino acids)
Biological process (GO): barbed-end actin filament capping; actin cytoskeleton organization
Cellular component (GO): actin cortical patch; F-actin capping protein complex
Molecular function (GO): actin filament binding
Source: RefSeq, a predicted model, not a curated record
AUCCUAAGGGCCUGAGUGGAAAUCAGUGCCGUAUGACAGCUGAAGAGACAAUACACUGUCCAGCAUCAACUACAAACCCCAGGCAACUUCUCUAGACUGCCAAAAACACAUAAUGGACACAGAAAAAGACACACCACUUGCGAAGAAGACUCAUCAGGAAGCAAGUUCUUAAAACCUUCACAAUUGGUAUAGCUGGUGGGCUGGACACCACAGUGUCAGGGUGACUAUCAUUUUCUUCUUUGGUUCUGAGCACUCAUUGUGACAUCAUUCAAGUUCCAUGCUUCUCUAUGACUUCACCAGGAGAUACAGAGCUUGUCUGACUGCCCAUCUUCAUGCGCGGACAUACUGAUCUAAGGCUUAAAUGAUUAACACCUUGAAUGGGCAUGGAUCGCUUUCUCACCCUGUGAACACCAUUCAUUUCAGAAGCUUUGCUUCUGCUGCAACUAGACAUGUCACUCAGCGUCUUGAGUAGGAAAGAGAAAGAGAAGGUCAUCCGCAGACUCUUAGUCCAGGCUCCUCCUGGGGAAUUUGUGAAUGCCUUUGAUGAUCUCUGUCUGCUCAUCCGCGAUGAGAAGCUCAUGCACCAUCAGGGUGAGUGUGCCGGCCAUCAGCACUGCCAGAAAUACUGUGUUCCACUCUGCAUCGAUGGCAACCCAGUCCUCCUGUCUCAUCACAAUGUGAUGGGUGACUUCCGGUUCUUUGACUAUCAGAGCAAACUUUCCUUCAGGUUUGACCUGCUCCAGAAUCAGCUGAGAGACAUCCAAAGCCAUGGAAUCAUUCGGAAUGAGACUGAGUACCUGAGAUCUGUUGUUCUGUGCGCCUUAAAACUCUACGUGAAUGAUCACUACCCAAGUGGAAAUUGCAAUGUGCUGAGAAAAACAGUCAAAAGUAAAGAAUUCUUAAUAGCUUGCAUAGAAGACCACAGCUACGACAAUGGUGAUUGUUGGAACGGUCUUUGGAAGUCUAAGUGGAUCUUCCAGGUAAACCCAUUUCUAACCCAAGUAACAGGAAGGAUUUUUGUGCAAGCUCACUUCUUCAGAUGUGUCAAUCUUCACAUUGAAAUCUCCAAGGACCUGAAGGAAAGCUUGGAGGUGGUCAAUCAAGCCCAGUUGGCUCUCAGUUUUGCAAGGCUUGUGGAAGAACAGGAGAAUAAGUUUCAAGCUGCUGUCUUAGAAGAGUUACAGGAGCUGUCCAAUGAAGCCCUGAGAAAAAUUCUACGGAGGGACCUUCCAGUGACCCGCACCUUGAUUGACUGGCAGAGGAUCCUCUCUGACUUGAAUCUGGUGAUGUACCCCAAGUUAGGAUACGUCAUUUACUCCAGAAGUGUGCUUUGCAACUGGAUAAUAUAAAGGACUGCUCCUGGCUGUUGUCUCAA